Messenger RNA from Stylophora pistillata, 2291 nucleotides. RefSeq lists its product as uncharacterized. Gene Ontology annotation, molecular function: actin filament binding. The record is from RefSeq and is a predicted model, not a curated record. Gene Ontology annotation, cellular component: cytoskeleton; cytoplasm. Gene Ontology annotation, biological process: intracellular signal transduction; cortical actin cytoskeleton organization. NCBI's taxonomy places the organism in Eukaryota, Metazoa, Cnidaria, Anthozoa, Scleractinia, Pocilloporidae.
GACCUGGAGGCCGUCGGCUAGCAGGAGGGGUUAAGCCGAAGAAAGCUGCCGUAAAACCUGACGUGGAAAUGAAACCGCUGUUUUGGACAAGGAUUUUGAUAUCAGAUGAACAAGACGCUGGUGAUGUGAACAACAAUAAAUCCAAGAGCAGUAUUUGGAAAUAUAUAAAAGAGUUGGACUUCAAUAGAAAAGAAUUCCAAAAGUUAUUUGGUCGCAAAGUCAGCAAGAUGUCUAAAGGUGAUCCACGAAGGAUCUCGCUCAAAGAUGACAGCCAUUUUGCACACUCCAAAGGACAACAAGCCGCCAAGCUGCUCGAUAAUGGCCGAUCCCAGACAAUUGGUAUCAUCAUGAGCAGUCUAAGCUGUCAGUUGGAGGACAUAAAGGAAGCAGUCUACAAAAUGGACACCUCUGUCAUCGACAUGGAUGGACUGAAAGCGUUGUACGACAUUCGCCCCAAGGUUGAAGAAAUCGAGCUGAUCACAAAAUAUCAACAAGAGAAUCCAAAGAUUCCACUCGACAAACCAGAGGAGUUCUUGUUUCAAAUGCAUAAGAUGGAUCACUUUGCAGAACGCCUCGAAUGCUGGUUGUACAGGAAUAAAUUUACAGAGAACUUGACUGCCAUUGACAGAAGAUUAUCCGCAAUUUGUGAGGCCAGCAGUUUACUACGUACAAACGAAGACAUCUCAUUUAUACUGUCCCUAAUCCUGACUCUGGGAAACUUCAUGAAUGGCGGAACGAACAGAGGACAGGCAGAUGGAUUCCAAUUGAGUAUACUCAACAAAAUCAAAGAUGUCAAAACACAGGACAAUGGAACGAAUCUUAUGAAAUACAUCGUUCAACUUUAUUGUGACAAGAAACACGGCGGCGAGACGGGAGAUUUUACUCUACCAGACCCCUACGCAAUCCUCGCUGCUGCUCAGGUUUCGUUUAAGGAUAUCAAAGCAGAACUUGCAGAAGCUAAGAUAUCUUUAGCAACCUGUAAAGCCAAAUCUGAGAUGGUACUUGGGGGCGGCAGUAAUGUGCACCGCGAACCGUUUGAGAGCUUUGUCAAAGAAUAUCUUCAGACCGGUGAAAGAGAACUUGAACGGGUUCAAAACAAGCUUCAAGCCACGAUGAAAGAUUUCAAGGAAGUUGUGGAUUAUUUUCAGUAGACGGGAGAAGGAGAAGAGGUUACCCCGCCUCUAUUUUUCGGUAUCUGGGGGAACUUCCUGGAGAUUUUCAAGAACUUUUGGAAAGCUGAGCAGAUCAACCUCGCGAAAAGGACCUUCAGUAAUGCAGAACAUCUUAAACAGAUAAGAGCAACAGCAUCCAAGUUCAAGAAACGUCGUACCAGCGACACAAAAGAUCCUAAGCGGAAAACAUCAAGUCCAUAAGAAUUCAAAUUUUCUUCCAUAAGAAAUUGUCUUCAACCACCUUGUUCCCAUUCACUGCAAUUGUAGAUAAUUCAUAUGAAGAUAAAGACAAAGUCACCAGUUUUUAGAUGAGCAGGUAUGAGAUGCACAAAGCCUCUGUUUUAAAACGAGGGUAAGUGCAAAGCUUUAAGGUACCUGUUAUCACGUUUUUGUAAUCAACAAGGGGCCAAAUAAAUCCUUAGCAACCCCUCUCCAAGCCACGCCCUUAUGUCAGGUUAGGAUACACGGCUUUAUCCAGUAGAAAUAACUUACUUGAUUGUCAAAUCAAAGUUGCUUCUAAAUGUAAAUAGUAUUCAUGCGAACCAUACAUAUACCAUAAGAAAGUAAGGAUGUAAAAUCGUCCGAACACCAGUUUAAUCACUCUGACAGCACGAGACCUCUAUACAUGUAUUAGUUUUGUAGAGGAAUCGUGUGAAACUAAUUUUUUACCCAGUGUCGAAACUAAGCCGUGGUUGGACUAAAACCAAUCGUUACCUGGGCACUUGCGUUUUCUUUCUCUUUAAGCAGUUAGAAGCUUUUUUUUUUUAUUCCUCAACAGCUGGUUAAGUGGCUGUUGAGGCUAGUUUGGUGUCAGCUUAACGCAACUUAUAUCGAGAUACGUUUUAUUCCAGAAUCUCUUUGCGUAUGAUCUCAGCUCUGCAAUUUAAGCUUAGCAGAAGCCAAUGUAAAUACACAAAUUAACUUCUCAUUUUUUAUAAUAAUUUAUUUAUAUUAUUGUAGAAACAGUAUUGAAUUGACUCGAUAUUCAUAGGAUGUAUAGCCUAUUGAACAAAAUCAUUCAUUAAGCCAUUUUCUACCUUCAUUAGCAAAUGGUAAACACCACAGCGUACACUAUUGAGUUAUGGAUGCACGCGGGAGGUUGCUAAUCACGAAAGAAGU